UGCUGAACAGCGAAGAACGAGGGAAAGAACUGAAGGAGAUCUGCCAUUCCCAGUGGACAGGCAGGCACGACGCCUUUGAGGUCUUGGUGGAUCUCCUGCAAGCACUUGUUCUGUGUUUAGAUGGCAUAAACAGCGACACGAAUAUCAGGUGGAAUAACUGCAUAGCAGGGCGAGCAUGUGUACUCUGUAGCGCAGUGACAGACUUUGAUUUCAUUGUUACCGUCGUUGUUCUUAAGAAUGUGUUAUCUUUUACGAGAGCCUUUGGGAAGAAUCCCCAGGGACAAACCUCGGAUGUCUUCUUUGCAGCCAGUAUCCUGACUGCAGUACUGCAUUCACUUAACGAGGUGAUGGAGAACGUCGAAGUUUAUCACGAGUUUUGGUUUGAGGAAGUCACAAGUUUAGCAACCAAGCUUGACAUUCAAAUGAAACUCCCAGGGAAAUUCCGGAGGGCCCAGCAAGGUAACCUGGAAUCUCAGCUAACCUCUGAGAGUUACUAUAAAGACACCCUCAGUGUUCCCACGGUGGAGCACAUUAUUCAGGAGCUUAAAGAUAUGUUUUCUGAGCAGCACCUCAAAGCUCUGAAAUGUCUGUCUCUGGUACCCUCGGUGAAGGGGCAGCUCAAAUUCAGCACAUCCGAGGAGCACCAGGCCGACAUGUACAGAAGUGACCUCCCCAAUCCCGACACGCUCUCAGCCGAGCUGCGCUGUUGGAGGAUCAAGUGGAAGCACAGAGGGAGAGACAUCGAGCUCCCGUCCACCAUCUACAAGGCCCUCCAUCUUCCUGACAUCAAGUUUUUCCCCAAUGUGUAUGCUUUGCUGAAGGUCCUGUGUAUUCUCCUUUGAUAAAGGUUGAGAAUGAGCGCUAUGAAAAUGGACGGAAGCGUCUCAAGGCGUAUCUGCGGAACACUUUGACAGACCAGAGGUCAAGUAACCUGGCUUUGCUUAACAUAAAUUUUGAUAUAAAACAUGAUCUGGAUUUAAUAGUGGACACAUGCAUCACACUCUAUACAAAUAAACCAGAGUUUCCUACGAAUAAUUCAGAAACCAUUGAAAAUGCCUAAAAGAUUUCUAAAACGACUGUCGUUCUUGUGUUUGCCGUUUGGAAGAAAAGCGUAAGGUGCGGUGGGUCAGUUAACCGCUGCGUGCCUUGCCACGAGACCACCAGUUAAAUGCGUCAUUCGCUGUUGGUAGUACACAUAUUGGCCCCUGUUUGAACUCGCGUGCUUUCCAUACCUGUCUGCUCCCAGAAGUUGGCGUUGGGAAUGUCAGAAUGCCUCCCUGCUGGUGGCACUCGGGAACUGUUCUAGUUAAAGUUGUUUUAGAUAUAACAUUAUUGUGGAUUCAGUUGUCAGCUGUUGCAUUAUCAGGCCUUUGAAAAAUGAAUUUGUGAGAGAUACAUUUUAUAAUGUAUUGCACCGAAGUACACCAUUUUUUGACCUGUACGAGUUAUGGAUGUUUAAAAUUUGUGGUAGCAGCACUUGGAAGGCAGAGGCAUGAGGAUUACAAGUUUUAGUCCAGCCUGAGCUACAUAGUGG
Myodes glareolus (Bank vole) is the source of this 1534-nucleotide messenger RNA. NCBI's taxonomy places the organism in Eukaryota, Metazoa, Chordata, Mammalia, Rodentia, Cricetidae. The record is from RefSeq and is a predicted model, not a curated record.